UUUGUCAUUUCUGUCUUUCAUGAUCUUCUUCUGCAAUUUUUGUCGUUUCAAAUAUACUUGCAAAAGAGGAAAUAAAAUCGAUUAUUAUUAUAAUAUCAUGCAAUUCUAUAUGGUCUGGUGAUCUGAUCUCUCUCUCUCUCUUUCUCUUGCAUCUUUUUUGUAGUGUAAGUCUCUGCUUUGUCGACUGCUCUCAGUGAACUCACCACUUUCCUUUUUCUUUCAUUUUUUUGUAGUCUUAGAGUCAAUUGUUUUUCUUCUUCAUUGCAAACAUUUCUUUCGCCUUCUCUCGAGAAAACUUCCAUUUUUAGCACUACAAGUAAAAAAAGGCUUUUAAAUUUUUCGAAAUGAAAUGAAAAUGGGUUUUUGAUAACUUUUUGUUUAGAAAAGAGUUCAGGUACGAAUCGCCGUCGUUUUGGUGUUACUGUUUUCGGAGCCUAAAGUUGAGCUCGUGAAGCGUAGCUUUUUGGUAGACUUUUUUUUUUAUUCUAGUCAAGUCUGAAUCGCCCUAUUGAUGAUCUGACGAUUUUCAAGGAUCUGAAUCACUCAUCCGCUCAUCACUGCUUAUCUUUUUCAAUGGCGUUUUAAGGCCACUCUACUUGUUGACCUUUUGACUUUGUUUUCCGAGUAUCGGGAUCGGAUGUCAUAUAGGUAACUUUGACAGAUGAAUAGGCGAUUCCUUUUGGUACUACUGUCCUCGGUUUCCACCGCCGUAUUAUUCCUCUUCCUCAUCGUGCUAUUUCCAGGUGAGAGUGGUUCAUUCGGGUUGAAGUUGAUGGGACUGAGGAUCAAGCAAGGAAACAACACAUUUUCUGCACUACAUCGCAAGCUUCUUCAUGGGACAACAAUGAAGGAACCGAACCGACUUCCAGGGGAGAAGUGUACCAAGGCAGAUAUAGUGAUCAACCAGGGAGCCACUCGGCCACUCCCCACUGGCAUCCCGACCUACACCGUCGAGAUCAUGAACAUCUGCUUUACCGGCUGCGACAUCUCUGGAAUUCACUUAAACUGCGGCUGGUUUAGCUCCGCCCGUCUCAUCAACCCCAAAACGUUCCGACGCCUUCACUACAACGACUGCCUCGUGAACGACGGGAAACCAUUGAUCAAUGGUGGAACAGUCUCCUUUCAAUACGCCAACACCUUCCUUUACCCUCUUUCUGUCUCCCGUGUCAUCUGUUCUUAGCCGUAAAGAUUCAAGACCCGAGCUCAACCUAUACAUGUUGAUAUCUCUCUAUAUAUAAUCCCACUUUAAAGCAAGAAUAGGUUAGUGAUUAGUUUACAAUACUGGAUUUUCAUACCUUUAGUAUACGUAUAGACCCUUGUGAUCUCAUCCUUUUAGUUUUAUUUGGAGAAUAUGCUUUUGAACUUGGGUGUAAAUGCUAGAUACGAGGUAUGAAUCCGAUAUGAAUGUCUAUUUGGUGGUACUGAUUUUGAGAUUUGAAACCAUACCUUAAAAGUCUUUGAACUGGUUUUGUAAUGAAGAUCUACCAUGAAUAUUGGUUUUGGUUGUU
Molecule: messenger RNA, 1508 nt
Organism: Gossypium raimondii (Peruvian cotton)
Lineage: Eukaryota; Viridiplantae; Streptophyta; Magnoliopsida; Malvales; Malvaceae
Product: protein TAPETUM DETERMINANT 1
Exons: 4
Coding region: 662-1180 (172 amino acids)
Biological process (GO): cell fate determination
Source: RefSeq, a predicted model, not a curated record